AUGAAAGCUAUCACUGGAGAUAUCCCCCGAGGGGGUGCAUUUGGCAAGUCUUUUAACAGCCGUGACCAGAACGCCAAAACGGAACGACGCAGGCUGCAGAACAGACGAAAUGCACGGGCUUGGAGACACCGCCAACGGAUGAUAAGAGACUCCGAAGAGUCAGCGCAAAGAGAGGGCUGGGAGAAAGCUCAACUCACAGCUGAGAAAGAUUUCGUUGGAUCAAUACAAACUCCCACCCUGGAUUUCACCGAAUUAAUCAAGAUCUCCCGGGAGCAAAGUGAAAAUAACGGAAAAGUAUUUAGGCAAUGUCACUUGUCUCACCCGGAUCUCUAUCAUCUUUUGACGCUCUUCGAAUCUGCAGCCUAUCGAAGCUACUGUGGGAAUCCCCAGGUCGAUCACCGCUUAACGUUAGUCAGGCUCAACGUGUUUCGAGCCUUUGUGAGGAACAUGACAGCCCUUGGAUAUACCCGAGAAUGGAUGACCGAUGACUCUCCCUCGCGCUUUAGUGUCAUGGGGCCCCAUCCGGAGUUCCAGAAUGCGGUGGCUAUUCCAGCCAGUUUACAACCUACGAUAUUACAACGGAAGCAGCCUCACCAUCCGUGGCUGGACUUCUUUCCCUUUGCGCGCCUCCGCGAUAACCUAAUACGGCAUGCAGAUCUCAUGGACAAUUCUCAACUUUGCCGAGACUUGAUGGGAUUUUGGACUAUGCCGGACGAAGAAAAUUGUAUGAUUGUCUGGGGCGAUCCCUGGGAUCCGAUGAACUGGGAGAUCACCGAGACAUUUCUACACAGGUGGGGUUGGCUGGUGAAGGGUUGCCCGGAGAUCAUCUGGUCCACCAACUUUUGGCGCCGGGUCAGAGGAGAGAAGCGGUUGGCUUACAGAGUCUCCUUUGACGAGAAGUGUGGAUCUGCUACCCAACCUUAG
Penicillium nucicola is the source of this 924-nucleotide messenger RNA. Its product is annotated as DUF3425 domain-containing protein. Bases 1 to 924 code for a protein of 307 amino acids. NCBI's taxonomy places the organism in Eukaryota, Fungi, Ascomycota, Eurotiomycetes, Eurotiales, Aspergillaceae. The transcript has 2 exons. The record is from RefSeq and is a predicted model, not a curated record.